AUGGUUAACAUCGAACUAGCCACUUAUCAGCAAAGGAGGAUUUUUGCAAAUACAUUAUCACCGAGGAGUGAGGAUACAGACAAACCAAUGCCAACAUGGAAACCAUCUUCAAAACCCUCCGAGGCUAUGCAAGGACAAAAGAUUUCCCUCAUCCGAGUAAGGACCGAGAAUGAACAAGGAGAUAGUGUGAGGUAUAAUCAGGCUGUUAAGUUCAUUAGAGAAACAGAAUUCCCAGAAUAUAAUUGUCGGAUAAUUCACAAUACUAACAAUGAAAUUGAAAUAAUCACCAGGAAUUAUUUUGGCAAAAAGGCUAGUUUAGAACAGCAACAACAAGGCAUUAUUAGGAAAAUUAAAAGAAAGUUAGGGGAAAUCAUAAGAGAAUUGGGAGAAGAAAGAUCGGAGGAGAUUAAAGAAAUAAAGGAAUUAGGUAGAUCUAACAAUAUUCAAAGCUUUUUAGAAAGUGAAUACCGGGAACUUUACGAAGAAGAAGCCGAAGAAUUGGAAAGACUAGAAAGAGAAAAAGCAAAUUUAGGAGAAAACGAACAAGGAGUUUCUUAUGAUUUUGCUCGCCCUGAUUUAGCCAUUUUAUGA
Racocetra persica is the source of this 591-nucleotide messenger RNA. NCBI's taxonomy places the organism in Eukaryota, Fungi, Glomeromycota, Glomeromycetes, Diversisporales, Gigasporaceae. The record is from the annotation of a GenBank genome assembly.